Messenger RNA from Cydia splendana, 6715 nucleotides. RefSeq lists its product as uncharacterized. The coding region runs from base 124 to 6405 and encodes 2093 amino acids. NCBI's taxonomy places the organism in Eukaryota, Metazoa, Arthropoda, Insecta, Lepidoptera, Tortricidae. The transcript has 61 exons. The record is from RefSeq and is a predicted model, not a curated record.
ACUGUCAUUCUGAAAAAUGCAAGCUGCGGUGUUACCCAACUGUUUCAAGAAUUUUUAAAGUUACGUUUGAAAACGUAACAGGACUGUUUCCAAAUUUAACAUUCUAGUUACUGGAGUGUUAAGAUGAGUUCCAAGUAUCCGCCGUACCCGCCCUACGAGGCCUCCCCCGCCCCGCCCUCCGUGGCCGAGACCAUUGUCGCUGGCCACAGCUUGAGCGUGCAGCACAAAUCUGUGUUCCGCCCGCCGGUGCACGCGGUGCCAAAACCUGCUAGACCAAAAACACCAAAAGUAACCGAUGUUAAGAUAUCCCGACGCGCCAUGAGGGCGCAUGCUCGCUGCCUUCGUCGCCACGGUGCGGUGCUCACCGACCGCCUCGAGAGGCUGGCCAAGCCGCGCCGGCGCAAUAUCAUCUAUUUGUGGCGAGAACAUGCGGAAUCACUGCCUCCUGAAACAAUAGAACGGUUUCGGAACAUGCUCAACGCGGACGAGCCGUUCAAACCCGACCAGGCGUAUGAAUACUUUGUCACUUGCCGCAAAGCUAAGAAGAAGAAUGCGGCUCACUGCAGCCUCAUAAAGAAGGACACGCACGCGGUGGUGACGGACAAGCGCUUCUUAUGGGCGCGUAAUGCGACCGUGGCGUUCGCGCGCGGCAUCCAACAGAGAUUGUCCCGGCCCGGACGGUACACGCUGGCAGACGGGAUGCUACGCCUGUCCAAUGUGAUUUUGGACGAAACAUGCGGAUACAUGAAAAUGAGGACUCCAUCUCGGCGAUGUACCAAUUCUAAGGCUAAAUUUAUGAUGGAAAUGUCCGAUAAGAUUGCAGUUUGGAUUGAUGAGAUACUAUCAGAAUCUGAUGAUCGAAUGUUGAUGAUGGACUUUGAUGAGGACGAAGACAUACUGUUCCCAGGCAGAUGGGCAGCAGGCGGCGGCGGCGAUGAUUUUGCAGACGAUUUUCUAAACAUGAUGGGCGAAUCCAGCCUUCUAAGGGGACCCAGGCCUGCUUACCUACAGUUUGAAGGCGACAUGCUGGAGGCAUUUAAUAUUCUAACGGACUCGAUGCAAAAGAAAGGAGACGCUAACCUACUUUCCUAUGGCAAAUUCAACCAAACCUAUGCUGAAGGAGCCGAUGAGUUGAAACAGACUCCCGAUUUCACUGCUACGGAAUUUAACACCACAUUGGCCGGGCAGCUGCACAAGGAUCUCGCGGCUUGCGCCGCGCCGAAUACACCGGAUAAUAUCGCCCCCUCCAUGAAAGAAAUGGUUGAUAUAUGCUCAAAUUUUUUGGCACAACACGCAGAAUUUAACAAGGAUAAAGGGCCUGCCUUCAAAAUAUUGAUAAAAGAAAUUAAAAAGAAGUCCAAAGAUGAGCUUUACAAGAAAGGAAAAAUUAACCGCACCAAUGGACAAGCGGCAGUAAUACUUGAGAAAGCUAAAGGGUUGGAGGCCGACCAUGACGAUCCCAAUCUAUCUCAAGAUAUACAUUCGAAGUUAUCUAAUUCAGUGAAGACUGCUACUCCAGAUGAGCUGAAAACCGAUAUGGCUGAAACCGUGGACAUUUGCUCUAAGUUUCUGUCUCAGAAUGCUGUGGAUGAAGUGGAACGAGGACCUGCCUUUGACAUAUUGAUUAAGAAGUUGGAAGCGGAAGGGUCUCAGGAGUUUACACCACAGUUCAAGCCCUUGGAAACCAAUUUCAUCGCGGCAUAUGUACUAAAGUCGGCGCCAGGACUAACCAGCAUCACCCCUGAUCCGGAGACUGCUCCAAUUUUCAAGAAAGCUUUGCAAGCGGUGGCUGACGGCGUUUGUCCUCAAAAUUUGAAGCAGGAUAUGAGGGAGGUCGUCGAACGCUGUGCAAACUAUUUAUCAGCCUUCAUUCGUGACCGAGAAAAGGCUUUGCAGAUUGUGAUAAAUGCAAUGAAGAAGUCUCCAACUAAAGAAUUAGCUAAAAGGGGGUCUUAUACUAUGGACUACGGAAAUGGAGCCACGGAAACCGAAACUGCGCCUACAAUUGUUCCAUAUCUUCCCAUAAAAGAUAUAGCGGAUGAGAUGAAAGGAAAAUUAAACACGGAUACGGAAAGUGUAACUCCUGCAAACUUGAAAGUUGCGGUGAAAAGUGCGGUUGGAGACGUUUCUAAGCAUCUCUCACAGGGUACAGCUUUACGGAGCAAAACAGCCGGUGAAAGAUAUCCGCAGAACCUGUUGGCAGCAGUCAUGAAAUCAGCCGGGGACAAGGAACUUUACAAUCAAAAAGGCUACACUGAAACUUACGCAGGCGGUGGAACAGAGUUACAAUAUGCCGGUAAAUUAGAAGCUGAUCCAAAAGCAAAGGAUUUACAAAGCGAGAUCGAUGCUGAGCUACACAAAGGAGUGCCAGACAAAAUUGCCCCAACGAUCGCGCAAAGUUUGGGAGCUGAGGCUCUGGAGCACCUGACAAAAGAGAUGCAGAAAAAAGGCGAUGCUCCAUUGGCCAACCUCCAAGGCUAUGAACAAACUUAUAAAGAUGGUGCAAUAAGGAUUAAAAAUGCCGACUCUUUACACAACGACAAAGUGGAUAAAGGGGCGUAUGAAAAUGUACAUGGAAAACUCAAAACGCUAGUUGAGAACAACCCUGACCCGACGGUUGCGAAAGCUAUGCCGAGAGUGCUCGACGAAGUUUCUCAGUAUUUAGCAGCACCAUUACCCGAGACUGAGGCCGACAAGCGCAAGCUCCUGGGAGACUUGAUGGCGAGGAAGGAGGACCAAAUAUUAACGCAAGAAGGAGAUUAUAAAAUGACCUUUACUCAGGGCGGAAAAGAAAUUCAAAAGGCUCCUUUUGGGGUGACCACGUCACAAGACGAAAACAAGAAAAAGGAAAUCCAAGGUCAAAUUAACGCGGCCAUACCCAACAAAGAACUGAAAGAUCUUCUACACAGGGAGGCUAUGAAGCACCUCCAAAAUGGACUUAAAAAAGAAGGAGACAAAAGUUUCUUGAACGUUGGAAAGUUUGACAAGACUUACGAAGGUGCUGCAGAAAUGUUGCACAGAGCGCCAUCAUUUGGAGGAGAGAACCCUAACGGGACGAUUCGCGACGUGGUCCACAACCGUUUGGACAGUCUGGACAAGCGGGGCGCGUCAGAUUUAGCCAUGAAACAUAUGGACAAUGCCGUAAAUCUAGCAUCUAAUUACAUUUCUGACGUGGCUACCAAGGAAAGUGGUAUGACUGCAGCAGAAAUUGCCACGUGGAAAGCUUCAGGCGCAGGCGCGGGCGCGGGCACAGCAGCGGGCGCGGGCGCAUCCACGGCUGCGGACAUGGGAACAGUGCUGCUGACGAAGAGGCACGUCGCCGUGCUGCUGAGGCAGCAAGAAGGGCUGACGAAGAGGCACGUCGCCGUGCUGCUGAAGCAGCAGAAAGGGACAGUGCUGCUGACGAAGAGGCACGUCGCCGUGCUGCUGAGGCAGCAAGAAGAUGCCGACGAAGCGGAGCAGCAGGCUGCGUUGGGUAUUCUGCACAGGCAACUACAGGCCAAGGGCGGCGAAACGUUCUACAAACAUUCUCACUCCGAACUCUCGCACAAGGCCGCCUCGGAUUGGUUGAAGAAUCCAUCCGAAGUGCACCAAUCUGUGAAGGAGUCUGGCGAUACGUCGCGUUUGGCCAACAAGUUUGAGCGGAAGCUAGACACGCUUGUCAGUAGCAGUACUCCGGCUCAGCUGCAGGAUACCAUGACUGAUGUUGUCAUUGAAGCUUCACAUAGCCUUGCCGAAUUCUUUGUUGCUGAUAGUUACAAGGCGCUUGUGAAGGAUGGACUGAUAUAUGAAAUGCAAAAACAUGGGAACAAUACAUUGAUUGUCAAAAAUGAAAUGAAUGAGACUAAUUUCUUUGCUGCACAGAGGUUGAAGAAAAUGCAACAUUCUAUACCAGAGGCGCCAGAUGUAGAGCCAUCUCGAACUGUCGCUCAUCUGUCCAGGAAAUUAGAAGACACAAUCCGAUGUCGCACUAUGCCUCGCAAAUUAAUAGGCACUAUGAAAGAACACAUCCAAAAUACUGCUUACUAUUUGUCCGGCGUUGUGGGUAGACCAGAUCCGAGCAUUGAGGCCUACGUGGCGCUCCUGAAAGAGAUGGACACGCAGGGAAGCGCGCUGCUCGUUGAGGGAGCUAUCUCCAAAACGUACAAGGAUUCCGCAGCUUACCUUCGAUUAUUGACAUCGUAUGCAGAUCAGAUCAAUCUCUCUAACCUUCGUUUGGAAAGCAAUAUCUCAAACAAACUGACCAGAAUAAUGAAUAACGUGCCCGAAAGAGGAUACACUAAAUCCGACUUAGACGGUGUCAUACGCGCACAAACGAAAUUAUUGGUGUCGUACAUCAUGCUUCAAGAACAAAGGACGGCUCUGCUAAAACAAGUCGUAGACCGGCUUGCCUCUGCUCCUGAGGGUCUGCUGCUGCGGCACGGCACCGUUCGCCAGUCAAACGGAGAUGGAGCUCGCAUGCAAGUUUUCAACUACUUUUCUUUUCACAAAGGACAGUGGCGGAUUUGCCCUAAGGCCAAAUUAGCUGGAAAAAAUACAGAUCAGCUAACGGUGACCGGUGCAGAUCCCGUAGUGGAACGUAAAGUUCAAAACAAAAUUGUUUGUUUGAUGGAAGGAUUAGUACCCGAUAACCAAAAAGAGCUCAUGGAUGGUGUAAUUGCUGAUGCUACUCGGUAUCUUGCUGUUCAACUUUUACAACCACGUGUGAUCCAAGUGUGCAAGUGCAUGAAGAGCGUGUUCGUGCAAUGCGAGUUGUGGUGCGACGAGAUCUUCAGGCGCAUGUCGCGCCCGUGCUGCACAUGCUCGCGGCAGCUGGUGAUGGAUACACUGUCAGAUCUAGCGCCUCACGAGCGGCUCCAAUCGUCAACUCGGGGAGAUCGCGCCUACGGGCCCGGUGUCGAUAUCACCAUCAGGCCCUGCCCUGCGCCCACAUGCCCCGCGAACGACCCCACAUGCCCCGCGGACGCCCCAACAGAGGGCUGCCAGACCUCCUAUAUGCUCUACUCCACCGAGUACAGCCGCCAGCGCCAGUACCUCGAUUCGCCGACCAAACUCGCACGCUCAUCCUUCCGCGACACCAACGUCCAGCCUCCUAGCCCCAUCAGCGACUUGUCCCUCGAAGUGUUAAAUCAAUAUUCUUCGUCUCCAACUCCAUCUUCCGAAGAACCUACAUCUGAAUCUACACCCUCGAGCUCAUUCUUUUUAACCCAAUCGAACUCUGAGGACAUAUCUAAGUCCUGGUCUUACCAUACAACAUCGGCACCAUCUGCCGAUAAAUCUGGUGCCUUUGAAGCUACCAGGUCACCGCCGGGCUUCGCUUGGAAGCAAUCUAAUCCGGGAACACUAUUCUCUGAGACGGGAUAUACUCGUACUGACAGGUCAAAUCCAGAUUCAAAUGUUUCAGGCAUACCGGUGAUCUCAACCGAUCAAAUGGGCGACUGGCACGCCAUGAUGGUGAGCCUGACGUGGAACGUGCAAGCCUGGCGCAAGUGGAUACAAGAGACCGUGGACCGCGCGCUGUCAUAUCAGUACAAUAGUCAUUUGACAGAUACAUCUACAGAAUCCUGGAAUGAUUUUCAGAGAAAAAUAACUACAGAGGCCUUACAAUGGCGCCAGUACAAUCUUUUCAGUCGGCAGUUGAUUCUACGACUUGUUCUCCGGUACCAGGAUAAAAAGAUCGUCUCUCCGACCAGAGGGACUGUUAAGAAUAAAAAUUACAUGGACUGUCAAAAACAAAUGUUGCAAGUUAUCGACAUGUUCAAGAAAUGGACCCACUUUAUAUCUGUCACAGUAAAGGAGACCGAUUCAUUACGACUGCCACCACCCACUACGGACUCAGAGCAACCAGAUUUGCGAUGGAAUUACUUCAAAAGUAAAGUGGAGGAAUAUGCAGAAGAUUGGAAAAACUUCAAUACGCAAAUCAUUAAAUUAAAUUGGGAAAACCACUUCAUGGGACUCAUUCCAGAAUGGAUAUCACUGUGGAAAUCAGGCGGGCCGGUGUGGGUGGUGAGCGCGUGCGGAGCCGUGCCGAGUGGCGCGGUGAAGGCCGACGAGGCCACCUGGGUCGCGCGCACCACGCACCGCGGCCGCGUGCUGCCCGCCGCCCUGCGGCCCUUCAAUCACUGCUGCGUUCUGUACGCGCAGGGCGCCGUGCACCACUAUACCAAGUACCAGGUACUAUGCAACGCGGACGUGGAGUGGAUCCCUUGGCGCUCGGGCGGCUCGGUGCCGACGCGGUCGGUGGUGGUGGCGCCGCGCGUGCUGGUGGGGCGCGUGCGCUACCGCGGCUCGUUCCUGCUCGGCGCGGUGCCGGCGCCACACUACCGCUGCCACAUCGUCAUCCUCGGCCGUCCGUUCGCAGUCAACACCUACGAGCUGUUGGUGUUGGUGGACACGGACACGUAAUCUGACACUGAAUCUGAGUGACCUAUCCAGAAAUUUUAAGUGAGCUUUGAAAUUUAAACGUUUGGAGUCGCAGGCUACGUGCCAAAUCGGGGUCGGCGUUUGAAAAGUCGGGGAUUGGAAAAUCGGAGUAUUAGCAACGUAUUUUUAUUGUAUUUAGAUUGAGCGAUGGAAAUUAUGCAAUAUAGGUACUUACCUACUUAAGUUAUUGCUGUAUAAACUAGGUAACAAAUUGAUUUAUAGUAUAAUUACUAGGAGCGGACAAUCUUUCUCAUAGUGAAAUUAAUUGUGAACGUUAUGUGAAUGUUUAGAU